ACUGUUAGUCCUACUAUUACUACUAAUACGAAUACUAAUAAUAGUAGGUGGCAUUUACUGAGCAUUUUCUGUUAUGUUCUCAAAUGAUUUAUUACCUUUUUAAAACAAAUCAGAGCUGAUUCACAGUCUUGUGAAUAGUAUCACUCUCAUUUGCUUGGGGUGAGGAGGGAGAGGGGCAGAGUGACAGGCAGGGGGCACCAGGGAAUUGUCCAGACCAUAAAUGAUCUCGUUACACGCCAGUGAGUGACUGUGCUGAUCCAGCCUUAAUAGUUAAAUAGGGAUUACCAUGGUUCUUAUGAGCUAGGAUUUGCUUUCAUUCCCUACGACGCAUUGAGGGAGGGUGGUCAGCCGUCCAGAUCUGGAGUAUGUCACGUGUGGGGGUGUCCCCGGCUCCUGGGUGCCAGUAGAGGAAGACCGCUAGCCUUCAGGGUCAAGUCUAGGCUUCCUGGCCUGGCAUGCAACACUGCGUGACCUGGUGCCUGUCCAUCUCUGCUGCCUCCCAUCACCCCUGUCCCACACUUCACUGUAGCACAACCAGACUGUGUGUGAUACUAAUCAUAGCACACCUUACGGAGAUCUCCUUAUGUGCCAAGCACUGGGCUAAGUGGACACUGCAGUGCCCGUCUCCAUGUAACCCUCAUAACAACCCCCCCCCCCACCGAGGUAAGUUUUCAUUGCCCCCAUUUUGUAGGGGAGGAAAGUGAGGCUCCGAGAAGUGGAGACCCAGCUGGUGGCCGAGUGGGAGGUUGCCCUGCACCCCCAGCUCUUGUCCUUGCACGCCCCUCCACCUUGGCUUACCCUUUGGCUCCCUGUUGUGCCUGGUAGACACCGUUCACUCUCCAGGACUCGUUCUGACCGCUGUCCUGGGACAGCCUGGCUCGGUGCCCCUCCUUGGCCCCAGGCUGCCCUGGAAACCUCCUUGGCCGCGCCCCCGGCAGGACGCCAGGAUUGACGCGUUCAGUCUGUGCCGGGCUCUUACCUCAUUGAACCCCCGGCUUCUAGCGCAGUGUGUGGCACAUAACAGGUCUCUGCACAAAACCAAGCUAUUUGAUCUCUGGAGAAGGAUCCUUUCCCUUCCUGCUUGGGUUCCAUCCACCUGCACCCUUUGACUUCGGGUGGAAACUGCUGUCUGAUCAGCCACCUUGCCCACACACCCUGGACACCUGUGCUCUCUCUGACCCCUCUCUCCUUCCUCACCAUCAGGCAGGACCCCAGAUCCACCCCCUCUGAAUCAACUUAUUUGGCUUCCCCUUAACCUUAGCUCUUUCUGCCACGUCAUUUGUAUCUCUUUUUCUGUCCCAAAUAGUUUUCCCCCCCAAAAAAAUCUUCGUUUCUUUCUCUCUUUUCCCUUAGUCCUCCAAAUCACUAGCCCAUGACUGGGCUGUUCUCCUCCAAAACACAUAGUCCACAACUUGCUGUUUAAAACAGUCGUAUUUUGUCUUGGGAAGUCCUAUUGAAUUCCCUUAAAACAUUAACAAUUCCUGUGACCCCACCCCCACCCCCCAGCCUGAGUCUCUGUCCCUGGGUCCUGUCCUGUUGCGCAGCAGGGCUGGUGUGUCCCACAUAGAGCGACCCACAGACACCCUGCCCUCCUGCCUUCCCCGUUGAGCUGCCCUGCCUUCCCUCACUUCCCAGUCUCCUCUGCUUCCGGCAGCUUUGGGACCCCUGCCCCUGGCUUCUCCUCCAUGCUGUAUGGAAUGAAGAUUGCAAAUCUGGCCUACGUCACCAAGACUCGGGUCAGGUUCUUCAGACUCGACCGCUGGGCCGACGUGUGGUUCCCAGAAAAAAGGAGAGUGAAGGUGGGGUCAGACAUCAGCAAACACCACAAGUCACUGCUAGCCAAGAUCUUUUACGACAGGGCUGAGUAUCUUCACGGGAAACAUGGGGUGGACGUGGAAGUCCAGGGGCCCCAUGAAGCCCGAGAUGGGCAGCUCCUUAUCCGCCUGGAUUUGAACCGCAAGGAGGUGCUGACCCUGAGGCUUCGGAAUGGAGGAACCCAGCCUGUCACCCUCACUCAUCUCUUCCCACUCUGCCGGACCCCCCAGUUUGCCUUCUACAAUGGAGACCAGGAGCUGCCCUGCCCACUGGGCCCUGGCGAGUGCUACGAGCUCCAGGUCCACUGCAAGACCAGCUUUGUGGGCUACUUCCCGGCCACGGUGCUCUGGGAGCUGCUGGGACCUGGGGAGCCAGGUUCGGAAGGAGCUGGCACUUUCUACAUUGCCCGCUUCUUGGCUGCUGUUGCCCACAGUCCCCUGGCUGCACAGCUGAAGCCCACGACUCCCUUCAAGCGGACCCGGAUCACUGGAAACCCUGUAGUGACCAGCCGGAUAGAGGAAGGAGAGAGACCUGACCGCGCUAAGGGCUAUGACCUGGAGCUGAGCAUGGCGCUGGGGACAUACUACCCACCGCCUCGCCUCCGGCAGCUGCUCCCCAUCCUUCUUCAGGGGACAAGUAUCUUCACUGCCCCAAAGGAGAUUGCUGAGAUCAAGGCCCAGCUCGAGACAGCCCUGCAGUGGAGAAAUUACGAGGUGAAGCUCCGGCUGCUGCUGCACCUGGAGGAGCUGCAGAUGGAGCAUGACAUCCGGCACUACGACCUGGAGUCGGUGCCCAUGACCUGGGACCCCGUAGACCAGAACCCCAGACUGCUCACACUGGAGGUUCCCGGAGUGACCGAGAGCCGCCCCUCAGUGCUACGGGGUGACCACCUGUUUGCACUUUUGUCCUCUGAGACACAUCAGGAGGACCCCGUCACCUACAAGGGCUUUGUACACAAGGUGGAAUUGGACCGUGUCAAGCUGAGCUUUUCCAUGAGCCUCCUGAGCCGCUUUGUGGAUGGGCUGACCUUCAAGGUGAACUUCACCUUCAACCGCCAGCCCCUGCGGGUGCAACACCGUGCCCUGGAGCUGACGGGGCGCUGGCUGCUGUGGCCCAUGCUCUUUCCUGUGGCCUCCCGUGGGGUUCCGCUGCUGCCCUCAGAUGUGAAGCUCAAGCUGUAUGACCGCAGUCUGGAGUCAAACCCUGAGCAGCUGCAGGCCAUGAAGAACAUCGUUAUGGGCACCACCCGUCCAGCCCCCUACAUUAUCUUUGGGCCUCCAGGCACUGGCAAGACUGUCACCCUGGUGGAAGCCAUUAAGCAGGUGGUGAAGCACUUGCCCAAAGCCCACAUCCUGGCCUGCGCUCCGUCCAACUCAGGAGCUGACCUUCUCUGCCAGCGGCUCCGGGUCCACCUGCCCAGCUCCAUCUACCGCCUCCUGGCCCCCAGCAGGGACAUUCGCAUGGUGCCCGAGGACAUCAAGCCCUGCUGCAACUGGGAUGCGAAGAAAGGGGAUUAUGUGUUUCCCGCCAAGAAGAAGCUGCAGGAGUAUCGUGUCUUAAUUACCACCCUCAUCACGGCCAGCAGGUUGGUCUCAGCUCAGUUUCCCAUCGAUCACUUCACACACAUCUUCAUCGAUGAGGCCGGCCACUCCAUGGAGCCCGAGAGUCUGGUGGCCAUAGCAGGGCUGAUGGAAGUCAAGGAAACAGACAAUCCAGGAGGGCAGCUGGUGCUGGCAGGAGACCCUAGGCAGCUGGGGCCCGUGCUGCGCUCCCCGCUGACCCAGAAGCAUGGCCUGGGGUACUCCCUGCUGGAGCGGCUGCUGACCUACAACGCCCUGUACAAGAAGGGCUCCAAUGGCUAUAACCCCCAGUUCAUAACCAAGCUGCUGCGCAACUACAGGUCUCACCCCACCAUACUGGACAUUCCCAACCGACUCUAUUAUGAUGGGGAAUUGCAGGCCUGUGCCGACGUCGUGGACCGAGAGCGCUUCUGCCGAUGGGAGGGUCUGCCUCGACAGGGCUUUCCCAUCAUCUUUCACGGCGUAAUGGGCAAGGACGAGCGUGAGGGUAACAGCCCAUCAUUCUUCAACCCUGAAGAGGCUGCCACAGUGACCUCCUACCUGAAGCUGCUCCUGGCCCCCUCCUCGAAGAAGGGCAAAGCCCGCCUGAGCCCCCGAAGCGUGGGCGUCAUCUCUCCCUACCGGAAGCAGGUGGAAAAAAUCCGUUAUUGCAUCACCAAACUUGACAAGGAGCUUCGGGGACUGGAUGACAUCAAAGACUUAAAGGUGGGCUCCGUAGAAGAGUUCCAAGGCCAAGAGCGCAGCGUCAUUCUCAUCUCCACCGUGCGGAGCAGCCAGAGCUUUGUGCAGCUGGAUCUGGACUUCAACCUGGGUUUCCUUAAGAACCCCAAGAGGUUCAACGUGGCUGUGACCCGGGCCAAGGCUUUGCUCAUCGUGGUGGGCAACCCGCUGCUCCUGGGCCAUGACCCUGACUGGAAAGUAUUCCUGGAGUUCUGUAAAGAAAACGGGGGGUAUACCGGGUGCCCCUUCCCUGCCAAACUGGAUCUGCAGCAGGGACAGAACUUACUCCAAGGUCUGAGCAAGCUCAGGCCCUCUACCUCAGGGCCCCAAAGUCACGACUACCUCCCCCAGGAACGGGAGGGAGAAGACGGCCUGUCCCUGCAGGUAGAGCCAGAGUGGAGGAAUGAGCUCUGAAGACACAGCAGACAGCCUUCGCACACCAGCCAAGCCUUAACCGCCCACCUGACCCUGAACCAGAACCCAGCUUGAACCAGAGCCCAGCUGAGCUGCCCCUCCAGAAGGACAGGAAGGCUGGGGGAGAGAGUUUACAACCCAAGCCAUUCACCCCCUCCCCUGCUGGGGAGAAUGACACAUCAAGCUGCUAACAAUUGGGGGAAGGGGGAGGAAGAAAAACUGAAAACAAAAUAUUGUUCUAUGCAAAA
Messenger RNA from Lynx canadensis (Canada lynx), 4777 nucleotides. It is a transcript of the gene MOV10, whose product is annotated as Mov10 RISC complex RNA helicase. The transcript has 20 exons. NCBI's taxonomy places the organism in Eukaryota, Metazoa, Chordata, Mammalia, Carnivora, Felidae. The record is from RefSeq and is a predicted model, not a curated record. Gene Ontology annotation, molecular function: 5'-3' RNA helicase activity; RNA binding. Bases 1686 to 4529 code for a protein of 947 amino acids.